Episyrphus balteatus (marmalade hoverfly) is the source of this 3092-nucleotide messenger RNA. Its product is annotated as pseudouridylate synthase RPUSD2-like. Gene Ontology annotation, molecular function: RNA binding; pseudouridine synthase activity. The record is from RefSeq and is a predicted model, not a curated record. The coding region runs from base 802 to 2958 and encodes 718 amino acids. The transcript has 12 exons. Gene Ontology annotation, biological process: pseudouridine synthesis. Lineage: Eukaryota; Metazoa; Arthropoda; Insecta; Diptera; Syrphidae.
UUUUUCUAAAUUAAAAGGAACUGUUUUUUUUUUCUUGUUGUUACGACUUGCCAUAAAAUUGUUCUUAAGAUUUGUAAUUUAAGAUAUGGUUUAUUCUUUACCACCAUUCUUCUUGUUUCAUGCAACAAGAAUAAAAACUGACUGCCCCUUUUAACGGUGAUGAUGAUGAUGACGAUGAUGGUGGUGGUAUAAAAAUAUAAAAUAGUAUAACAAGUGAAAGUUACAAGGAUAUCAAGGAUAUUCUUUUCGUGAUUCCUUUUUUCUUGUUGUUGUUUUUUUGUGCGUUUUGUCUUGGUUAUUUCGUUUAAAGUUUAUCAAAACCGAACUGUCAUGUUAAAAACACCAAGUAAAUUGUUUUGUUUACAAUUUGAUUGAUAAGUUUGACAGAUUUGAAAAAGAAGUUUUUUUUAACUUCGUUUGGACUUUUUUUCGUGUCAAAAGUGAAGGUCUAAAUGUCCUGAGAGAAAAAACAAGUGUUUUGUUAAAGUUUUUAAAGUUAAACAGAUUUUCACAUAAAAAUAAAAAUUGAUUUGUAAUGAAAAGAACAAAAUCAUAAUCAAAAGUGACAAUUUUAUAUUUUUGUAUGCUGACCAAUAAAAAUAAAUAAAAACAUAAUCACAUAUUAAAUUAUACAUAUUCAACAAGAAAUCAAAAUAUCAAAUACAAAUCGUACCUGUAUGCAGAAAUAUCAACAUUUUUUUUGGUGAUAUUACGGCCAAUAAAACAAACUUUAUACUCCUCAAAAGAUCAUUUUAAAACAAUAAGCUAAAAAAACUGUAUCGUUUGUUGUGGUAAAUUAUAAUGCAACAUCAUCCAGGAUCAUGGUAUCUUCCUUGGGGCGUUCCUUUACAAAAAAUGCUCGCAGUACCCUUUCAACAUCCAGCUGCUGUUGCCUACGCAUCCCCACAAUCACCAACAGCAGCAUCAGUUCCUUGUCCUGUGGCACAGAGCCAACAUUGCCCGAAUCCACAACAAGCCCCCAAUCAAACUUACCCGCCUCAUCAUCAAAUUCACGCAGCCGUUGCAUUGCACCGCAACUCGAAUGCAGCCGCCUUACACACCUCCGCAGCAGCAGCUGCUGCUGUCGCUGCUCGUCAUCAACAACAUCCACAUGCACAACAUCAUCCACAAAAUAUGCAUCCAGCUGCUGCAGCUGCUCUAUUCACACCGAUGUCGCUGGGAACAUUUCUUGCGUCAUCAUCGCCACAUCUAGCUGGUCUAGCGGCAGCACAACAAACCCUCACACCCUGCGGAACUGUUCAUCAGCAGCCAAACCAUCUACUCAAAGGCAAUCCAACAAAUCAGAAUCAAUCACAAUUGGCGGCGGCAAUGAAUCUGAAUGUCGGCGUGAUUACAAUGCGGCAAUCUAAUACUCCAACGGCUGCAGUGUUGCCAGUAGCAAUGAAAAAGAUAAUAACUCAAUGUGACAAGGAGAAGCUAAGAUUACCAAAUCCAGAAAAAAGAAAAGCGGACGAAAAUGACCAAGUUAAAGACUUGAAAAAGGCAAAACUUGAAACAAAAGCAUUAAAAGCUAAAAGACCAGGAUUCACGGACGAACGCUACCACGAGACGUCAUAUUUUAUUGAAAAUGGUCUCCGAAAGGUAUAUCCGUAUUAUUUUACUUUUACCACAUUCACCAAAGGCAGAUGGGUGGGCGAAAAAAUACUUGAUGUAUUUGCUAGAGAAUUUCGAGCUCAUCCCGCCGAAGAAUAUGAACGUUGUAUCAAUGCUGGUACGUUGACCGUUAACUAUGAUAAAGUGCCAAUUGAUUAUAGAUUAAAGCAUAAUGACUUGCUGGCAAAUAUUGUUCAUAGACAUGAAGUUCCCGUCACUAGUCAACCAAUCACAAUAGUACACAUGGACGAAGAUAUUGUGGUUGUGAAUAAGCCGGCAUCAAUACCUGUUCAUCCAUGUGGAAGAUACAGACACAACACCGUUGUUUUCAUACUAGCAAAAGAAUACAAUUUAAAAAAUCUAAGGACAAUUCAUAGAUUAGAUCGGCUUACGUCUGGUCUUUUAUUAUUCGGAAGAAGUCCGAAGAAAGCCAGACAAAUGGAACAUCAAAUACGUAAUCGGCAAGUACAAAAGGAAUACAUUUGUCGUGUUGAAGGAGAAUUUCCUGAAGGCGUAAUUGAAUGUAAAGAACCAAUUGAAGUUGUUAGUUACAAAAUUGGAGUUUGCAAAGUAUCACCCAAGGGUAAAGAUUGUACUACGACCUUUCAAAAGAUCGCUCACAAUGGCAAAACAAGUGUAGUUCUUUGCAAACCCUUAACUGGGCGAAUGCAUCAGAUCCGAGUACAUCUGCAAUAUCUGGGAUAUCCGGUUGUAAAUGACCCUUUGUAUAAUCAUGAAGUCUUUGGACCUUUAAAGGGUCGUGGUGGUGAUAUAGGUGGAAAGACCGACGAACAGUUGGUUCGAGACUUAAUUAAUAUCCAUAAUGCAGAAAAUUGGCUGGGUAUUGAUGGUGACUCGGAACUAUCAUUAUUUAAAUCAAUCAAAUCAGAUGGAGAUGUAGAUAUAUUAACUGGUGGAUCAAAAGGUAUUUUGAUGAGUGACGAUGAUUCAGAAAUUGUGUCUCGAGAAACAUCGCCGUGUUCAGAAAGUCCAAGACCAGUGGUAACAGAAGCUGAAAGCAUAAAUGACAAUACAACAAUAAAUAUUUCCAGUAACAUGCAUGUUACAACAUCCAAUGAUGACUUAGCGAUCGAUUUACAAUCACAAGAAAAGGUAACAGUAGCAACUCAAACAGGACAUGAAUGUCCGGAUAUGGCAUUUAAUGCUGAAAAAAUGACCACAGAUAAGCACUGCUACGAAUGCAAAGUACGAUAUAGGGACCCUAAGCCAAAGGAUUUAGUUAUGUAUUUGCAUGCUUGGAAAUAUAAAGGUCCUGGUUGGGAGUAUGAAACUGAACUACCCGAAUGGGCGGGACUCAACUGGGAAGAGACAACAUCCGAUUAAAAAAACACAAAAUCUGAUGUAAAUUCUAAAAACAUGUGCAUUUUAGUAUUUAAAGAAAAAAGUUUACUCGCACAAGAUGGCUGGAUUUUUUAUACAAUGUAUAUCAAUUCUUAAAAUAAUAUUAUCACACAUUU